AUGGGAUUUAAAAAUGUAUUUGUAAAAUUAAAAACCACUAAUCUACUGCGACUACCAUUAAACCAAAUUCAAAAAGAGAUCACUAUUGAUCCAAAUGAAUUUCAAAAUGCGGAUGUCACAUUGAUAUGCUACAAAAUUCAUUUGACCACUAACAAUAAAGAAGUUUUUGCUUAUCUAUUUAAAAAUGUCAAUCCAACUGGUAUUUGGUAUGAUAGAAACAUUCGCGAUGGCGAUCGUUUAAUUACUUUAAAUGGACACGAUGUAACACAUUUAUCAUACGAAAAUAUUUAUUCAUCAAUAAUGGAAAGUAAACUGUCAUUGACAUGUAAAGUAGUUUGGCAUCCAGAGUUAUUCAUUGAUUUGGAAACAUCGAUAAAUGAAGAUGAUUCCAUCAUGUCUCCAACAUCGAAAAUUCAAUCAGAUGCGUUAAAAGAAUUUUCUGAUUCUAAAACUUUAAUGGGUGUUAAUAUCCAUAAACAAUUAACAGACAUACUUCAUUAUCUUUUUAAUUUUCAUCCACAAGAACCAUAUCAAUUAUUUGAACGUCUAGUUGCAAACACAUCAUUUGAAAAGGGCACUGAAUUAACAAUGGAUAAUAUAAAAGAAUCCAAUUUAUUUAUUCAAAGGCAACUGCAGCUACUUUCAAAUCCUUCAACUAUUCAAACUAAUCCCGAAGAAACAAUGACAAAUAUUUUAGAACUAGACUUCCUAUUCGAACAAGUUGGUGUUGGUUUGAAUAAAGAUGAAAUUUAUUGGAUAUGGGUUUUAAUGAAAGCAUUAUUAAACGACAAACCUAAUAUUCAAAAAUUACGCUUUUGGGGCAAGAUUUUCGGUAUAAAAAAUAAUUAUUAUAUUGUCGAAGCUGAUUUUGAUACAUUUGAUGAUGUCGAUCUAACUGAUUCGGAAUUUAUUAAAUAUCAAGACAUGUCUUCAUCUGAAGAAGAGAAAAUACCACCGGAACCAAUUGGUGAUGGUGUUAAUCAAAAAGUCUUUUAUGUUUCUACAGGAAUUGAUCAAACUUUUAUACAAUUACCUAUGGUAACACCACAACAAAUUGAAUUAUCGCGUAGAAUUCAACAAUUUUUCACCGGUGACCUUGACGCACCUAUUCUAUUCGAAUUGCAUUUUCCAGGUGUUGAAAAACAUUUAUUACGCGCUCAAAUUCAACGAAUUACUGCUGGUACUCAGAUAGGACCAAAACAUUAUUUUAAAAUUUCAAUCGAUGACGAAGAAGAGAUCGAUGAAGAAAUAAUAGAUUCACAUCAAAUAAAAUUCGAUAUCAAUACUGAAUUCGAAGGAAAUCGACUUGAAGAUCUUGUUUUACCUCAUGGUCAAUAUUGGGUUCAUUAUGUUGCAUAUAUUUAUGAACAAGGUCGUAAUGUACAUUUUAAUCCUGCAAUACGAACAAUUCCUGCUGAACACAGUCCCAAUUUAUUAUCGCCUGUGAACGAAGAUAGUGCUGUUCACGGUUUAUAUCCUGCAUGGUCUAUUGGGCUGGCUUCUAGGCUUGUUCCUGAACAUAGUUUAGUUUAUGCUCGAUCAAAUCGUUGGCCAGGUGCUUUUACUGUUGGUGACCGCCAUCGUUUUAAAAAUAUUUAUAUUGGAUGGGGUGUAAAAAAUUUUCUUGAAAGUCAUCAAGCAAAUAUGAUUAAUAUAUUACCAGAAAAAGAAUAUGAUUUACAAGUGAUAGAAACGAAUGAUCCAACAAUAGAAGAAGAAGACAAUGAACUAUUUAAAUCAGCUGUACUUUUAUCGCCACAUGAAGAUGAAGAAUUUGAAUAG
Messenger RNA from Rotaria socialis, 1782 nucleotides. The record is from the annotation of a GenBank genome assembly. NCBI's taxonomy places the organism in Eukaryota, Metazoa, Rotifera, Eurotatoria, Philodinida, Philodinidae.